GGGCGUCCGCGCACCGCGUCGUGCUUCGCUUCACGGCCGCGUCAGCCACGUAGAGAACGUCGGGACGACCCGCAUCAUGGACGUCGUCUUCGUCGCCAUCACUCAUACGGUCGAUCUCUAACGAAGCGCUCCCGGUACUCGAUUCGUUCGCGAUGUUCAUCGCGAGCGCGUGUUCAUAGACGCUCGGGGACGAUCCGCGGUGCGACCCCGCGAGGACGAUCCGUGCUUAAUCGCGGCCGCCCGUGCCGCGCUCGCUUCCGGUAAUCGAUCGGCGGCAGCGGCGGCGACGGCGGCAUUCGCGUAUUACGCGAUCAGGACGUCAAGAUGGGCUCUAUAGUGCUCAAGUCGCUCUCGGUGCUGCUCGGCAUAUUCUUCGUCUUCGUGGGCACGAUGAAGCUCACGUCGCACAUCAGCAAGGACCUGCACAAGGAUCUGAGAAAAGAAUAUGUCAAAUAUGCAAAAGUGUUUCCGCUCUCGGGCACGCUCGAUUUCAAAGUGCCCAGCAAAUGGUAUCGAAGAGUCGUCGGCUCACUCGAGAUCAUCUGUGGCCUCGCCAUGGCAAUUAUUCCAAGUCAUAAAAUAAAGAACUUAUCGAACACAGUACUGCUUCUCUUGAUGCUGAUGGCCGUGUACUCUCACUAUAUGGUCAAUGACAAAUUCGAGAGGAUCGCCCCGGCACUAGUAUUCUUUUUUAUGCUGACGGGACGGCUAGUGAUCGACUGGCAGCUGAGGCGAGAAGACACGCGGUCGGUCACGGCGAACGGCGUGGAUGACAAAGUCAAGAAGCAAGACUGAACGGGAUCACGAUCGCAGAAUGCGUCGUUCGUUUCCACAUUAGCCCACUUGAUUCCACAAUUUUGCAUCUGGAACAGUGAUUCCGGGAAACAAUUUAUUUAUAUAUAUAUAUAUAUAUAUAUAUAUAUGUAUCUCAAAAUGUACUCUCUCGUUACCUCAAAAAUGUACUUUUACCUUAAAAUCCAGUCCUCGUUUUUUUUGUUUUUUUUUUUUUCAUUUCUUCUCAAAUAUGUAAACGCAUAAAACAAUUAUAUAGUAUCUAAAGAGAGAGAUACAAAACUGUUAGAAGGGAUCAUGUGGGUUAAACCUGUAUAAAGUGUACAUCCCCGGAAGUGGAAGCGAGAUGAGGGACGAAUAAUUUAAUUACGGUGAUCAUUUGUAAUGCGAAUGAAGUGAGAUGAAUUUUCGUUGCACUCUAUGUCUAUGUCUAUCUCUAUUUUGCGCACAUUGCAGUAUGGUUUGCCGACUGAAGGAAAACGUCGUUAAAUCGCGAUAAGAUUCUGCAAGUACAACAGAAAUUACGCAUAAAAGCAAUUCUAGUCUUGUAUCCAUGCCUUUUUUUAUCGUUGAUCCAGAUUAUUCAACAACAAAUAUAUGUACGAAUUUUCAGUGCUGCAAUUCGAUGACCGAUGAAUAUUGUUUUCGCUUGUUGAAGAUAGUGAUUGAUCCCGCGAUAUUGAUCCAUUACGACACCAUCGCAUCAAUGUCGAUUGUCGCUGGCGAUCGUUAAGAAAGUUAUCUCUCUCUAUUUAUAUUACGGUUAGGACAAUGAUAUAAAGAAAUAUAAAUAAAGAAUCAACAAGAUAGCCGACUGACACCAGUGAAAUAAGAAAUAAUAAUAUUAGGAGUAAGUCAACUUGUUUAACUUAUUCCGAUUGAUAGUUCUCUGCUUCUUUUAAUCCCUUCAACAACUUUAUAACGUAGCAGCUAUCACAGUGCGCAGUUAUUUAAUACAAUAUGCUGUAAUAUAAGCAAGUAUAUAUAUAUAUAAUAGAAAUAACGGAAAUAUAUAAAUGGUUAUAACGUGGAUUGCUAUAAUACAAAGAAUAAAUCCUAGAGAUAUUGUAACAGUUAUGAUAUACAUAUAAUAUAAGAACUAAACAUGAUAUAAAGACGACUAACUAGUAUGAACAGAGAAAGAAAAUUGAAUUCGCCACGUAAAACAUUGAUUGACAUUGAUGCGAUCAGUCCUCAGUGACGCUAGCUUAAGCACGAGGUACUAACUGCCAUUUGAAUGAAUGUGUUCUUAUAUAUAUAUGUGUUAUGUGAGCGAAUCCUAUGUGAAUGUAUGGAUAUACAGAAAAUAUCUCUGAUAGUAACAGGGACACAUACCGUGUGAUUUAGCAUUAAUUUAUUUCUUGAAGCGUUUUGCGUGUGAUCGGACGAUUUGAUAAAUAAAACCAAAGCUAAAAUUGUCAA
This is a messenger RNA of Ooceraea biroi (clonal raider ant), 2214 nucleotides long. Its product is annotated as transmembrane protein 35A. Lineage: Eukaryota; Metazoa; Arthropoda; Insecta; Hymenoptera; Formicidae. The record is from RefSeq and is a predicted model, not a curated record. Gene Ontology annotation, cellular component: endoplasmic reticulum. Gene Ontology annotation, biological process: positive regulation of protein localization to cell surface; chaperone-mediated protein complex assembly.